CUUGGUGUAUGUACCCCCCCGCAGCAGCCCCGGCGAAAGGGUACUUGGACCGCCAGGACGGUUUGCUCCUACUGUACGUAAACAGAUACGUACCGUCUCCCCACUCCCCAGGCUAGACUCCAGAGUCUCCAGAGUCUCCGGAAUGCUGCCGUGGUCGCACUACCACGCGAGUUUGUUGAUUGGCGUCGCCCGCCGUGUUUGCCAACCGCUGCUGGAUUGCUUGGUGUGCUUGGUGGGCUUGGUGGGCUUGGUGGGCUUGGAUUGCUUCGCAGCCUUGGUAGUUGCUUUCUUGUGUUCCUACGCCGGGAGGAGACCCUGUUGUGUUGUCCCUCUUCCGUGUGCUUGAUGCUUAAUGCUUCAUGACAACAAGCAGCAAACACCGGGAGAGAGAGAGGGAGAGAGAGAGAGAGAGAGACACGCCGCACCAGUUGAUGACAAGCUCUUGUGCAUGCCCCCAAUCUUGUGCUGCUCCGGUGCCGAAGGUGACGGUGGAGGGGCAGAAAGGGGGAGGGACGGGAACAUGCUGGAACCUCGGAGCUCUGUCCUGCCCCUCUGUCUGGAUUGCCUUCACUUCGCUCUCCCCCUCUUCUUCAUCUCUCAGCGUCUCCCCCUGGUGUCUGGCCCAAGUAUCCGGCCUGUCCCGAGGUCGUAUUCUCGGUGUAUCCCGUCACAGCCCUCAGCCCCUCGAGGUACUUAUGACGCAGCCAUGUCCACUCGACCCGCUACCAGUCCAGGACCUACGCUCCUCUAGGCUUUGUGUGUCUACUAUGUGGUCACGUAGUGUAUCCGUACUCCGUACACUACUGUACAAAGUAGUGUAUGCCUGCUGCUGCUGCUGCUGCUGCUGCUGCUGGGUGCUGCUGCAAAUCGAGGUGGUGUGGCAGCUCGGAACGAUCCCCCCCCCCCCCCCCCCCC
Colletotrichum navitas is the source of this 915-nucleotide messenger RNA. RefSeq lists its product as uncharacterized. Bases 353 to 751 code for a protein of 132 amino acids. NCBI's taxonomy places the organism in Eukaryota, Fungi, Ascomycota, Sordariomycetes, Glomerellales, Glomerellaceae. The transcript has a single exon. The record is from RefSeq and is a predicted model, not a curated record.